GCGCGAACCUUCGCGCGGUAGUGUGAUCGCGAUAUAGACGGUGUUAGAAGAGUUUCGCGACGCGAAAGAGCACGAGAGAGAGAGAGAGAGAGGAAAAACUGUACGAAGGAAACUGCAGCAGUCUCGUGUAAUCGCGAACCACCCGCGGUACGUAUCGUCGCGCGCGUGAUCGACGAGAACGGGUGCGUGACGUCGUACGUCGCGUCGCGUCGCGUCGCCCUGGACGGAUCUCUCUCAGCCAGCCCCCGAUCGAGCCCCCGCGUCGACGAUGUCGUUUAACUUUCGCGACUCGCCGAGAUUCGCGGACCGCCUGCGCGGCAUGUCCGACGACGAGCUGCUGCGGGAGAUGAAGCAGCGUUUCAACGAGGACAACAACAACGACGGCGGCGGCGGCGGCGGCGGCGGCGGCGACCGGUUCUUCGAUUACGGCAGCAGGCCCACCAGGGGUGACUCCUUCAACCGGCCCUUCACGCACUUCCCGAGGGGGUUCCCGUUCGACGACGACGCCGACGUUUUCGAACGUCCGCGCGGCAACGGUAUCCGCGCGCACCUGGACGACCUUGCGGCGCGCCACCCCGAGUUCGCUGAGCACUUGCGCGGUCCGCCUUGGCCGUUCAGCGGCUCCCUACUGCGCGACCGCCGCCGUCGGCGCCGCGGUUCCGGUGACAGCAACAACGACGAUCAGCAGCAGCAGCAACAGCAGCAGCAACAAGGUCAGCAGCAUCAGGACGAGGACGCGCGUAGCCAGGCGAGUGGUAGCAGUGCCGCGAGUGGCGCCAGUGCCGUCAGCUCGCACAGCGGCGGCGGUGGCGAGCACGACCUGACGUCAUCGUCAGCGAUACCGCAGUACGGUCUACGUAACACGAUGGACAUAGGCCAGCAGCAGCGACGCCGCGACAUGGAGACGAGUCCGGAGAAGGGUGAGCGCGGCCAGCGCUCGAUGUCGGCACCGCCGGAGAGCUGGCAGCAGCAGCAGCAACAGGAGCAGAUGCAACAAGAUCAGCCACAACCUGGCCAAGGUCAGAGAUUCGUGUCCCGAGUGGAUAUCACGCCGCAGCACAAUCAGCAACAGCAACGCGCCCAGUCGCCUGGUAAACCGGCCAGCAACGUCCGACACAUCCCCAUCUUCGUGGAGGGUCGCGACACGCCGGUGAUACCGAAGGUCGCGACAGACGACGCGCCGUCGUCCACCUUCCAGCAUCACCAUCAGCGACAGCCGUCGCCGCCGGCCCACCACUUCGACAGAUCGUCGCCGCCGGCGCAUCACUUCCACAGACCCUCGCACUUCAACGAGCGCUUCAGUCGGCAGCAGUGGCCACCGUCGCAUUUCCAGGAGUUCUACAAGCCGGCAGGGUUUGAGCAACCGAUGCGACGGCAGCAACAACAGCAACCCCAAUACCAUUAUCAGCCGCAGUCCCAAUAUCAACCUCAUGAGCAACAGUCUCAUCAGCCCCAGUAUCAGCAGCAAUAUCAACAGCGUCAGCAACCUCAGUCUUAUCAGGAGCAAUACCAGGAGCAACAGUCUCAACAACCUCAGGAACAGCAGCAGCAACAGCAAGAAACGCCGAAACCAAAGCCCCCGGUGCCAAAGGAUCCCCUGGAGAAAGUCGCCCAGGUGCAGAAGGAAGUGGACGAUCUGGCCGAGCAGGUGCGACGUUACGUCGGCGGCUCCCGGCAAGACAAGGAGUACGUCUAUCUGGACGAGAUGCUGACGCGCGAAUUAAUCAAGCUGGACGACAUAGAGACGGAAGGUCGGGAGAACGUGCGGCAGGCGCGUAGGAACGCCAUCAAGAGCAUACAGGACACCAUCGGUCUGCUGGAGACGAAGACACCGAUCGCCAGCCAGCAGGAGCAACAACCCGCCGCGCAUAAGGAGAUUCAGGAGUGCGCUGAGAAGGAUCAACAGGGACAAGAGAUCUCGCACGUACCCCAGCCGAUGGAGACAGACGCGAAGCAAGAGAAGCACAGUAACGAACCGAUACCGCUUCCGCCGGCGCCAUCGUCACCGACGAAGACGAAAGUGGAAUCCUCGGAAAGUGAAAGUGCAACGGCAACGGCUGUCGAAUCCGCGAAUCAAAGCGUUAUCGCCGCCGGCCAACCGAAAAUGGAAAAUCUAACUUCGGAAAAUACGGAACAGUCCGUCGCGUUGACGGACGAAUCGACGAGACGCGCGGACGAAACGGGCAAGGAAUCGAAGCCGAGCGAUGGAGAACGGCAGAAGGACGGUGACGUGUCGCGAACGGAGGAUAAACCCGCGACGCCGUCGAAGCAGCAAGCGAAGGAAGCGACGGAGGUGAUCGAUGGCCAGCUGGGCUCGACGGAGUCGCCGAAGCUGCAGAAGAAGGCAAAGAAGACGAAGAAGAAGGAGCAGCAGCAGCAGCAGCCGGUGUCCGAGCAAGCGAUCCCGCUGCCGCCACCGCCGACGGAGAGCGCGAAGUAAAAGAAAAAAAAACGGAACGCUGAAGAAACGUGUCAUAUAGUCGAACGUGUACACGACGUGUGGACUCGACGAGAGUCGGCGAAUGAGGGAGAGAGAAAGAGAGAGAAUUUCGUGGGUCGUAUAGGAACAAGAAUCGACUAUAGAAAUACGAGUUUCCGCGAAGGAACGCCGGGUGAUGGAAAACGAAGAAGUUCUUCGGAGGACAUCGAAUUGUCGCACUGACACUGCGAAGUGGCUUGACCGACUCGUAUCAGGACGUUGAACGCUCCACUACCUUUUCUUACUUUAUUCCGAGUUCCCGAACUUACAGAGGAGUCAAGUCUAAUCGCGUCCGAGCAACGAAGCCUUCGAAUCCCCGCGAAUCACUCGUCAUUGCCUUAGGACGAGGCCUUUCCUCUUUUGUAGAAUAAUCACGAGCGAGACCGGAAGCGAGCUGGGUGCGCGGUAUAACCGCGAUCCGUAAGUUCGGACGGCUUCCCGGGAGACACGGCCUUCGAUUCGAACCUCUUAAGCGGCCGCACAUCCGCGUGUUCCGUUAUAUAUUUUUUCAACGCCAGGAAAGAAUCUAUAUAUGUAGGAAUGCGCGCAGCGAGCGAAUUUUUCUCUCUGUCGACGAUACGUAUGUAUAAUCCUCACCUUUGUUCUUUAAUUUAUUUAUGAUUUGCGAGUUCGUGAAAUGAUUGUGAGACAAAUGGAGUCCGCGUCCGGACUCCGAAAUAUCGCGCGGAAAAGAUUUCAAAAAGUCUCAUCGCGAGUCCGAGCGCGUAACGUUCGAGGACAUUCUACAGAAGGACAGACGUAGUUUCGUUAUGUAUUCAUCUGCCGAGCAGACCAAUUUGCCACAUUGUAAUGCCGUGCCGCAGGCGUCAUUCAGCAGGAAAAUUACCGAUUACACGUAAAUGAAAUACAUAAUGUUUUCCACAAGUCCGUAGAACUGCAGGAAAAGAUUAUAUUUAUAAAACAGUGCACAAAGUGUGCGAAUCGGACUUUGUUAGUCGGAAUUUCAAGUUUUUUUUUCCUCAUAUUUUUCGUUCUCUCACGGCAUGGUGCAGCAAAAAUCGAUCUGUUUGGCAGGUACAUAUAAAACGACGUUGUAGCAUGAGCGUGGAGCGCGCACGUGACGACAAUGAUGACGAUAAGUUAAUAUUGAUUUCUAAUUUAUUGUAUGUCUGCCCGCGAGAUGAUCUCGCGUCCGCGAGUGUGUUUGUUGUUGACGCUAAUAAUUUUCUGCGUACCGCGCGCGCACAUCUGCCGCGGAUACAAAGUGGCAGCGGAUGUGUAUAUACGAGGCAAGCGCAUAUGCAAAACUUUGGAGUCAUGAACAUAUUAUCCGCUGGGAACACCGACGUGUGUGCAACAGUCGUCCCCUCAUUUCUUCUCACCUUUCCCGAAAACUUGUCAUCGAGACGUGCUCCGCCGACGUAUGUAUGUACAUUAUUAAAAUUUAUGCGUGCGUAAUUUAGUGCAAAUUAAAAUUCUCUUUUAACAGGCGCUUGGAAAGUCGCCGAAAUAUAAAUUUUUCAUCGUAAGCGAUUGUUGUAUAAACACAGAUUGCACUCUGAUUCUCCGCGCGCGAACCAGUCAAAUAUUUUUAUACGCAACGCUCUGGAAAAAUUUCUAUUUUUAGGAAGAGAUUCCGGAUGUCAUAGAUAUAGAUUAUAAAAUCGAAAUUCAAAUUUGUUUUGCUAAAACUCAAAAUACAAAUGUUCAAGCAAGGAGAAAUUCAAAAGAAUGCUACCUGUGUUCAUUGAUUUUUGUGCGUGAUUGAUGCCGCCCAGGCGCAUCGAUCCAAUUAGUUUCUUUUUCUUUUAACUUUUUAGAUUUUGCAAGUCCACACCCAAGUAUCCAGGCGUAAAAUUAUUUGUUCCUCGCGCGUUUCGAUUAGUGUUGUACUAAAUUUGAAAAAAAAAGUAACUUUGAUUAUCUAUUACCUUCUCUACCUAAAUGAAAAAAAAGGAUGUCCUGAAAUUAGAUCAUAACUGACCUGAGAUAAGCUAGAAAAAAAGGAAAAAAAUUUUUCUUGCUUUGCUAAACUUCAAAUAUAUGUCUAUUUCAUUUUCAAGUACAUACAACGAAUGUACACUAUUUUUCAGCUGUAAAGAAUAGAUUUUGUAGCACCUGUAAAACACAUUUCUCUUUCUAAUAGGUACGAUUACUAAGAGAAACAUAUAUCACUUAUUUAUGAAAAUUAUGAAGUGGUAAAAAAAUCGCCCACGUUUUUGCUAGAAAAAAUUAGUUUUUUGUACUCGUCACAGAAUCCAUUUGUCGCGGGACACCCUGUAUACAGCGCUCCAGAUUUAGCGUCCGUUUAGAAUUCUCGAAGCGUUUCAGAUACGCGAGAAAAGUCCAUUCGAAUCGUCCGAGAUUGGAGCCUUGAGUGUAUUCGAAAGUAUAUACGGAGGGGGGGGGAGAUUUCGAAGUUUUUCAAGGAAAUUUGUCCUUCUAACUUAUUCCUUUUACGGAGGAGUCGCGAAACGGGGGACGGACAAGGGCAACGCAUUUUUUUUUUUCGGUUUCUCGUUCACGUGUGAUACUUCGUUUAUCUUCACCUUCUGUUCUCUCCCUUGUGUCUAUACGACGUUUCGUUCGCAUAUCUGUACUGACACCAUUUUCCAGUCGGAAAUUUUGUAUUUUUUCUGAUAUGAGAGAUAAGAGAAGAUGUGUAUGUGUGUGUGUGAGAGAGAAUGAAAGAAGCGCGCCUGAUAGUUGAAAAAUAAUAUAUAGGUAUACAUAUACGAUGAAAGUGUGUGACUAUAUUUUACGAGAUUGAUCAGUGAAAAUACAAAGCCUGCUCUAUCUUA
This is a messenger RNA of Wasmannia auropunctata (little fire ant), 5241 nucleotides long. It is a transcript of the gene stv, whose product is annotated as BAG domain-containing protein Samui. The record is from RefSeq and is a predicted model, not a curated record. Gene Ontology annotation, cellular component: cytosol; membrane; nucleus. Bases 269 to 2440 code for a protein of 723 amino acids. Gene Ontology annotation, molecular function: adenyl-nucleotide exchange factor activity; protein-folding chaperone binding. Gene Ontology annotation, biological process: protein stabilization. The transcript is spliced from 3 exons. Lineage: Eukaryota; Metazoa; Arthropoda; Insecta; Hymenoptera; Formicidae.